Messenger RNA from Peromyscus eremicus (cactus mouse), 1260 nucleotides. It is a transcript of the gene Nras, whose product is annotated as NRAS proto-oncogene, GTPase. Gene Ontology annotation, biological process: Ras protein signal transduction. The transcript has 7 exons. Gene Ontology annotation, cellular component: plasma membrane. The record is from RefSeq and is a predicted model, not a curated record. The coding region runs from base 132 to 701 and encodes 189 amino acids. Lineage: Eukaryota; Metazoa; Chordata; Mammalia; Rodentia; Cricetidae. Gene Ontology annotation, molecular function: GTP binding; GDP binding; GTPase activity.
GGGCCGGAAGUGCCGCUCCCGGAGUGGGGGCUGUUCAUGGCGGUUUCGGGGUCUCCGACAGUUUCGCAGGUUGAGGUCCUAGAACCUCCCGAAGCGGAGUCAGCGGAGUUUGAGGUUCUUGCUGGUGUGAAAUGACUGAGUACAAACUGGUGGUGGUUGGAGCAGGUGGUGUUGGGAAAAGUGCUUUGACAAUCCAGUUAAUCCAGAACCAUUUUGUGGAUGAAUAUGAUCCCACCAUAGAGGAUUCUUACCGAAAACAAGUGGUAAUCGAUGGUGAGACUUGUCUGUUGGACAUACUGGACACAGCUGGACAAGAGGAGUACAGUGCCAUGAGAGACCAGUACAUGAGGACAGGCGAAGGAUUCCUCUGCGUAUUUGCCAUCAAUAAUAGCAAAUCAUUUGCAGAUAUUAACCUCUACAGGGAGCAGAUUAAGCGAGUGAAAGACUCUGAUGAUGUGCCUAUGGUGCUGGUAGGGAACAAAUGUGACUUGCCCACAAGGACAGUUGAUACAAAGCAAGCCCAUGAGCUGGCCAAGAGUUACGGAAUUCCAUUCAUUGAAACCUCAGCUAAGACCCGACAGGGUGUGGAAGAUGCCUUUUACACACUGGUAAGGGAGAUACGCCAGUACCGAAUGAAAAAGCUCCACAGCAAUGAUGAUGGCACCCAAGGUUGUAUGGGGCUGCCCUGUGUGGUGAUGUAGUAAGACUCUUUGAAUGUUCUGUCACCAGAAAAGAGCCACUUCAAGCUGCACUGAUGCUCUGGUUCUGACAUCCCUGGAGGAGAUGUGUCCCUGCUGCUCUCUGCAUCUCAUCGGAGCCCCUGCUUCCUGCUUCCCUGACUCAGUGGAUGAGCACAGCCAUCUAACCUGAGACCUCAGAACAACUACCUCCUCACUGGGCUGUCUGACCAGAGAAAUGCACCUGUUGCUCCCCAGUAGUUUCCUGACCUGGGCUCUCCUCCUUAGAAACAAACACACCUCUGCCAGCCGGCUCUGUCCUGAAAGCAUGUUACACUCUGAUAAAGAGAACCAAACAUGCAGUUCUAUUGACAACAGUUUCUUAAGCUCUAAGGUAGCAACUGCUGGUGAUUUUUUUCCCCCCUCCCCUGACUGUUGAACUUGGCCUUGUUAGUUUGGGGGGAAAUAUCAAAUUACUGUUUUCCCGUGAAUAUAACUAAUGUUGCUGAUAGGUUGAUUUGUACUGUGAUCAGCUAUAUUCUAUAAACUGGCAUCUGUUCAUAAAUGGAAACAUGAAUACUGA